Messenger RNA from Seminavis robusta, 15687 nucleotides. Lineage: Eukaryota; Bacillariophyta; Bacillariophyceae; Naviculales; Naviculaceae. The record is from the annotation of a GenBank genome assembly.
AUGACGACACAUCAGUUCUUUGGGAUUGUGGUGGCUCUUGCCGUACUGGCGGCCCCCGCUGCCGCCACGGACCCACCCACCACCGCACGUCCUUCCCAAAGUCCUUCCAGGUCACCCCAACCCUCCUCAAGCCCUUCUGAUGUUCCCUCCGUGGCCCCUUCCUUCCAUCUUGCAGAAGGUGACAUUCUCCACCAAGGGUUGGCGCUCUUCACCAACAAAUUCGCUGGAUUGGACCAACUGGACGUGCUCAGCACUCCGAUCCCCCUGGUGGGCUUGUCCAUCAAUAAUAUCCUAGGCGAUAUCUACACCACGCUGGACUUUACGACUUUCAUCAUGGAUGGUACAAGGGAUUUCACGGCUGAUCAGAUUGAAGGAUCCAUCAAUACCUUCCUUACCAACCGCAUUGCUGCUGGAUCUGUACUUUCAACCUACAGAGAUGGAGCCUCUCCUCUUUGCCCCAACACCAAUAAUAACCAACCCAUCUUUGUGGACUGGGUUGACGAAGCAACCGUGGGGCAUACCAAGUUGGAGAUCACGUUCUGCAUGGAGAUAUCCAAGACGAAGCAGUUCAACUUUGAGCCAACUGGGUUGUUCGACUCCAUCCCCGAGUCCAUCCUCAUGGAAACGUCGGCUCAGCUGACUGCAGAAGCCACAUUCACUGUGGCUUCCAAGCUCACUGUCUACUUUGAUGGAACAACUCCAGGCCUUGUCACCGCACCAGAGUUUGAGUUUGAGCUCGCUGACGCUGAGCUAAACGUCAACGCUGGAUCUGCCAACGGACUUAAGCUCUUUCUGGGCGUCGUUGAGUUGUCCUCGGAUGCCACUAUCAACCUUGGCGCGUCCUUUAGCUUUUGCUACGAUGAUCCCAACGUGUCUGGCACGCCCUGUUCCAACGACCGACUUGAUUCAACGGAUCUCUAUCUGACCAUCAAUUCCGGCUACACGGUCAACGGUGAUUUGACCCUCGAGUCUGCGGGUGUCUUGCCCUCUCUGGCCGCUCUUCUGCCGACCCCACUGAGCUUUACUGUGACUGCUCAAGAUACGCUCUCCGACUACACGCCGGACUUCUCGUCCAAUUUGGAUCCUGCCCUUGAAGAAGCCCUCGUGGCAUACUCACCCAAGAGUAUGCUCCAGCUGAUUGACCGGAUGGAGUCGGUGGUCUUUCGCAUGAUGGAAAACGAACCGUUCCUCAAGACCAGCGUCCCGUUGACGGACAAGACACUCACUAAAGUCCUUCGCAAGAAGAAUGUCUUUACGACCCACAAGCACCUCUUGGCGAUCCCACAGCCCAUUGCCACCCGUCCGAAAAAGUCUCGUACCAUCUUUUCGUCCAAGGCAUUUGCCGCUGCCCCGAUUGGCACACUGCCAAAGACUCUCGCGUUGAUCUAUACCACUGGACCCGAUCUGAACGCCAAUCCAACCGACAAAGCUGCUAUCAAUGGCCUCAGCAACACAAAAGUGUGCUCUUUCGACAUUGCAGCUGACCCCGCUACCGCGGCGGAGUUUGUCAGCGCAAUCAAGACCGGUGUCAACGCUGCGAACUGUGGAGUCACACUGUGCGAAAUGGGCGACACGGCUGCGACUGGCUGUACGCGGCACAAUACCAACGGGGCUCGAUCGACAUUUGAUGUAUCGGGUUCGUGUAGCUCGACCUGCAAGGUAGUUAUUGGAGUGGACACUGAUAGCAAUGGCAACGACAAGCUCUACAUGACAAGCGUUGUCGACACUUCCAACUCGUUGGAUGUCGUCUACUUGAGUUUGAACGAACCUGACGAUCGAAAAGGACCGGAUUCUUUGCUUGGGUUCCCCAUCAACCAGCCGGCUUAUCCCGAGCUGGUGCCUCGCUACAAUGAUAUUGCAACGUUUGUCGCGACUCUUUCUGGUGGUGUCCAAGGAUCCCAAGAGUUCAACAAUGUUGUGAUUGGAUUCGUUUUCGUUCCAGCCGAUGCCAACAACCUUGCUCGGUUUGAACUCACGGCAGACUUUGCCCAAGACACUAGUGUUAAUGCAGUUUGGGCUCCCCCGGGGGGCAAUAUUGGCGACUUUGCGAAUGUGGCCUUGGAACAAGCCAAUUUUGUGGUUGACACCACGGCCACGUUCAGCACUGGAUUCGGGGUGCUCCUUGGGCCAGACACAACGGAAAAACUCGUUAUUCUGGGAACUGCUUGCAAGGGAGAAGACCCAAAGACCUUCAGCUGUGAUUUGGCAUUUACGCAACUGAAGCUGACGUAUGACUCUGUUGAAAAGGUGGUCGACUUGCCUGCUGGUAAUGGAGAUGCGGCCACCGCCUUGCAGGUAGCGCUGGACGGGGUUGAUGCCCUUGGGUCUGACUUCGCCAGCGUCACCACCUUCGGAAGUAACAAGUUCAAAAUCGAGUUCAACGCCGCAUUUGGCUCUGUCCAACUUCAAGUUCUCAAGACCUGUAAGGAUGCUGUUGAUGGUACCGAACGAGCUGGCAGUGUCUUUGCAUGCGCAACGGGCGAUGUCCCUGCGGACAGCAGUAACUCGUACGGGCUCACAGACCAAGUGAAAUCGAAGCGAGGUUUCCAAGUGGCAGUCGACCAGACCACCUUGAGCGCAAGCUUCAGUGUUAAUGGAAUCGCCAAGUUGACGGCCGAGCUGAAUGAUGUUAUUGAAAUAUCCGCUGACAUGACGGGGCAGUUGUCUGGUAGUCUUACCUUGACGGUCGGAGAAGUUGGAUACACUCCAUUCUUCACUUGGGUUGCUGACCUCAUUCAACUUGAUCACUUCAACGGCCUUGCGAGCUUCAGUGGUUCCUUUCUUGCCGAUGUGCACGCUUUGGAGCCAUUCGAUGCUGAGAUCUUAGGUGCAACGGGAGCAAUGGCUCAGUAUGACAUCGAUUUCUUCGCGAACCCAGGGCUGCCUUCAAUCACGUUCCAGAUUGACCUUCCGGGGAUUCGAGAUGUUCGCUUCCUCAAAUAUGAGGAUGUUGUGAGUUGCAUGGCUUUCACCAAAUCAUUCCUGGGAUCGGUGGAAACCUGUGCCGGUGGUCUCUUGGAUUUUGAGAUCAAUGACCAAAACGUGUUCUUCAGCAAGAUCCCAAUUCUCGGAGUCAGGCCUUGUGAAAAGAUAUCAUUGCUGUCAGUCUACACAGAUUUUGUGGACUAUAUUACUGCCGAGUUUGACGAUGGCGUUAAUACAACAUUCACUGCCCUCAAAGAAAAGCUCGAGGGAGCUUUAUCUGAUGUCGUGGAAAGCACUGGUGGUACUGCGACUGUUUUGUUCGACACGGGCGAAACCAACGAUGGUCUUGCUGUACGCUCUACCUUGACGAUUGACAUUGUCUUGGAGUGGGAUCUAUCUUUCCUUGAUGACCUGGGAUUCAGUCUGAGUGAGCUCCUGGAUGAUAUUGGCGUGUCCGGGGAUGACCUGUCUGGUGCCAUCACUGGACUCUUGGGCGAUGUUGUUCCUGAGGAAGGUUUGGCCCUAAUACCGUUUGAUGGUGUUCUGCGCUUCCAGACGGGCCUUGGGUUGGAGAGAACAGUGGAGCUUCCUAGCGCGAAUGUACCUGCAGGUUCGGAAUUUCUAGGCACAAGCUGCUUCAUGUUGGGAACAUCGGGUCUGAACCUCGGUUUCAGUGGAGGCACUGGAGGAAGCGCCAUUGGCUUCGACGGAAUGUUGGGACCUUUUGCAGGGACAUUUGGCAUUGAAUUUGACUUCCUUGAUAACUUGGGCUCAACAGAUGGGGAUGGCCUCUCCCUUCAGAUUGGUUUCCCAGACACAAGCUUUAACUUCUACAUUGAUGGAGACAUCCCGGCUCGUUUGGAAGGGCCCUCUUUUCCUCGUGUGACUGAUGUUGACGAUCUCCUUGCGAGACUCAGCGGAAGUUGGACCGGUGGUGCGGGUGGCGGAUUCACUGGAUCCAUUCCUACCAUUGAUGUGGACUUGAGCUUGGUUAUGAGCUUCCCCAAUCUUGAGACACUUUUCCAGAACCCAACUAUUGCCAUAUUUGAUUUGCUGGAUCCUGGGUCUAUUUCGGGAAGCUCUAACCCUCUCGACUUUGGAGGGGUUCUCAACUUUGAAGUGAAGUCUUUGGGUAGUGAUAUCCUACAACGGCUAACAUCACUAGAUGUUCCUGGCCUGGGAGACUUGAUGCUUGGUGGAGGGGCGUUUACGAACAUUGUCAAAUCUGUCGAAAAUUUCUUUGAGAAGCUUGACAGCUUGACAUUUGGAGCCAGUGGCAUUGUUACGAGCAUUGAUAUCCCAUUCCUGAAGAAGAAACUGGCAGUUGCUCUUGGUGCUGGCAGUGGAGGAACAAGUGGGGCAAGCGUGUUCAAGAAAGCCGGAGCAAAGAUUGCAGGAGCCUUGGAUGAUGCGCUAGACACACUUGUUGGAGAACUUGGUGGAACCAUUGCGGUGGAAGUGGCAAACCUUUUGAACGAAGUGCUCGCAGACAUACUCUGCCCCGACCAAGAAGUGGAGUCCAUUUGUGGCUGCAGUGAUGGCGAUGGAACUUUUCUACCUAACUGUCCUUGUGAAGACAACGAUGGGUCAAUCGAAUCUAUUGAAUGGAAGAUCCCAUUGGGCGCUUCUGCAUUGAAUUUUGAGAUCCCACUGGACUUUGAGCUAGAUGGAGAUCUUGCCCUUGACCUGAAUUUCACUGCAGAGCUUGAAGUUGGUUGGUCUUUCCUGCUUGGCCUUGGCUAUGAUGUUGAGCAGGGGCUUUUUAUUGAUACCUUCCCUGGGGAGUCUUCAGAGGUUAGCAUUCAAGCUGCAUUGACUGUACCCAAUACUGGAAUCGAAGCAUCAUUGUUGAACUUUCUUAACGCAAGCUUGACUGAUGCUACAGUGCAGAUCGCAGCGGGUUUUUUCAUCGACUUUGACAAAGAAGCUGGGUUGCGUCUGAAAAAUCCAGAAGUUGAGGGAAGUCGAAGCUAUGGCCGCAUGACCCUGUCAAACUUCAAGGGAAUUUCACUUGAUUUCUUCCAACCUAGUGUCAGAACAGCAGCCACAUUUAGCACAUCCAUGGAGCUCUCUGUUGGUGAGGCUGUGGUUGGUGAUGCGGCAGCCUACAUCCCAUCCCUGCAAGCAGACGUGAAGGCAGUGCUGUUCAAGAACUUUGAGCCAGAUUCGGAUGAAGGAUCUGGCUCUAGUAAUGGCGCCAACACACGCCGGCAACUUCAUGAGCGCCUGGAAGAGCGCCGUCUCCAACGACUAUCUCAAGACUUCGAAUCCUUUGGAAGGUUGACAUCACAAGAACACCCUGCAAGGCAACUCGUGGAGGCCAUUAGGCAUCUUGUUCGAAAUGACAUUUUGGAAGAAGACUUUGACUUUGUGGAAGGUGGAUUCUGUGCUGUUGACACGACACAGGAAGAAGGUGGCUGUCUGGAGGUCCAAGCUCUGGCAGUGAAUACCAAAAAGCUGAAAGAGCAAAUUGACCCAUUCAUUGAGUUCUUUGUGACAGGAGAUGUCGAUGGUGCCCUUGAUAACAUUGCACAGCCUCUGCUCCCAUUGAAUGAUCCAGUUCCUGGUGUAUCGGAAGUUGUUGGUGAGGACACAUCCAUUCUAGACUUUGCUGAACAAGAUUCUAGGUUUAGAGCUGGUGCUCAAGCCUUGAAGAAAUUCAUCGAGGUGUACCUCAGCAUUAAAGAUUUUGCGGCCAAGUUUGAAGAGAACGAUGGAGUUGUCACCAUUGCUGACACUUGUGAUGUCCUUGCCGGUUUUAAGUGCUCGGGGGCUAUGUUUGGUGAAUUAGAGGAAGAAGGGCGGCAACUUGAGGUCACAGCAGAUGCCCAUGAAAUCUUUGCCUUGGCCAGCAAGGAAGGUCUCCCAAUUUCCCCUGCCGACCAUGCGCUCCGGCGUCAACUUGACAGUUCAUGUGAUACUGAUGGUUCCACUUGUACAGAUGGAACUUUUGGCGGUGACUGUUCCACAGCCUCCUGCUGUGCCACUACAUCCUGUAAAAAGAAUGAAAAAGUGAAGAAAGCAAAGUGUCUCAAAGAGAAGAUCAAGUGCAAAGCAAGUGGCAUUGAUGGUCUGACAUUCCCGUUCCUAGAAGAUCCAACACUGAUGAUUGGAAUUAUCACCGGUGACGAUUUUGGGCUUCUGAGAUAUGAACCCGAUCCACUUGAGUUUGGAAUGGCAUUGGAGUUUUCCUUUACACUGUACACACCUCCAUUUGUGGAGCUAACCCUUGGCCUUGAGUUUGGAGCUACACUGACCUAUGGUGUAGAGCUGGACACAAAAGGCAUCCGAGAAGCAGUCACACAAAACGAGCCAUUAAAAGCUUUGAACAGUUUUGCAUUCAUUGAUGUUUUUGAUGAGGUGGAUGUUCCAACCUUGGUUAUCACAGGGGCUGUAUCUGUCGGUGUAAAUGUCAACGCUAUCUUCCUUGAGAUUGGACUUACAGCCACCGUUGGCUUUGAGGCCACUGUGGAUAUUUGGGACCCGUUCCCAGAGACGAGCAAUGGUCUUGUGAGACCUUAUGAACUGGUGGUCUAUCAGGGUCUCAAUCCAUUGGAUUGGCUUGAGUUUACUCUGUCCAUGUACUUUGAACUUGAAAUGUACAUUAGAGUUCAGAUCUGGCUGAUCUUUACCACGAUCACUAUCUACGAAAUUUCCUAUUCCAUCCGUGAGGACAUCAUUGCUCCGAUCUUGAUUGAACCCCUUCCCGUUGUUCCUGUUGUGGAGGUGAAGGAUGGAGACUUAACUCUGAACGAAGAUGCAUCAGGAGGCCUCGAAUGUUUCUCCUUGGAAGGAAGCCUUGGAGAAGAAACAGUUGAAUGCAUACUUGCGACAUCUGGGCAGGAGAAGUUUGCCACUGCGGAGGGUGUUGCCGAGAUUACAUUCACCAAUACUCGAAGAAAUCGAGAGAUGCUGUCUAUGGUUCGGCGUGAUGGAACCGUUUCGGGCAGAAUGAUGACUAGCACUUCUGACUUGUUUUUCAAAGGGAUCCAGUCCCCAAUCAAGUUGGGGAGUGUUGGCAAGCUGACUCUUGACUAUCUUGCAUCAGGCUCCAAGGUUCUUGGCAAUGCCCAAAUUGCCUUAGCAGCAACAAGCAUCCAAGCAGGCAUUGCCAAUACUCACUUCCUGGGUAUCUCAAACAAGGUUGUCAUGGAGCUUCCAUUCCCAGAGAUUCAGGAUCUGACCACAACUUUGAACGACUGUAACAACCAAUUUGACCUCAUCGGCCACACCAACCUCAUCAUCAACGCAGACAGUAUUGGCACUGCAUGCUCUAUAAAAGCUACAGGUGGUGAGAAUGAAGCCUCGGUUCUUGUGGACUUUGGAGUUUCUGAUUCGUGCAUGGAUGGUAACUCUGUAAAAGUUUCCACAUCUGGUGAACAAACUACGAUUGAAAUUUUCCGUGCCAGAGACAGCUUCAGAAAAACUUUCUCGUUUGGUACAGCUUUCCAAAUCUUUGAAUUCCUCAUGUCUGAGUGCCAGGACACCAUCACAAUUGAAAAGACCUUGGCAACAACGAUUUCGAUCAAGGUUGAUGGAAGGAAAGGCGACGACAUAAUUAGUAUCGGCCAUGGUCAAGAUGGUGUGAACCUCAUCUUUGGCGACCUUGAUGUCACUGGUUCCGCAGGUUCUGAUAAACUGAUCGUGUUGGAUACUCCAAGCAUUUCCCUUGGCUACAAGAAUGAGACUAUGACGUCCAAGUUCUUGGAAGGUUUCCUCCCUGGCGAAAACAGUCUCUUUGAAUAUGAAGGAUUUGAGACGAUUACAUUGUAUCUCACCAGUUCUGAGAACUCCUUGUUGGUUGCUUCCACACCCUUGGACUCUUCCACUUUCAUUUUUGGAGGAUCUAGUCCCAGCCAUUUCUUGGUGAACUCCACCAAGGGAGAUAUUGAGAUCCAGGGAGGACAAUCCAACGACGUAUUUUCCGUGAGACAGCUCUUUGAAGGAACCACUGCCGUCUUCAAGGGAUUGGAUGGGGACGAUAUCCUGAACGUGGAUGGAAGGCCUUUUAACUCCACAGAGCUGGGUUCUACCGUUGAAAACACUUUGAUCAGGUGGAGUGGAGGCAACGGUAACGAUACACUGAACACAUACUUUGUUUCCUAUGGUGACAGCACUAUUGAGCUCUUUGAUGACAAUGAUGGAACAAACAGAAUCAACAUCGACUGCGCGGAUUUUGCCUGCCACAUUCUCAGUCGGAACAACUUCUUGGCCAACAUCCAUGACACUGAAUCCAGCAGCAGCACGGUGGAACGGAUAAAUCUCUACCAGUCAACCGAGAUGCCGGUAUCUGUUAGUGCCAUCGUGCUACGGCUGAAUGGAGGACUCAAUCGAAUGUUCUUCGACGAUACCAUGGCCAAGUUUGAUGUUUUUGGAGGGCCAGACAGAGAUGAAUUCCGAAUUGGACAAAAGUACAAUUCAGAGAGAGGAGAAAUGACUGGAGUGGUGGAAACCCUUGAAACCACACUCACUACCCAAGGAUACUUGUCUGAUGGAAAUUCUGACAAUGUAGUCAUUAAUGGGAUGGGCGGGGGUGAUUUCUUUGAUGUCAUUCGUAACAAGAAGCUUUUGGAUCUAAAUGGUGACUCCGGCGAUGACACAUUUAUCAUCCGUUCUUUCCUUGCCCUGAGGCUGAUUGAGGGGGAAGUGCAGGAGAGCGAUAUUGGUGAUGUGAAAGCUGUUGGAGGGGAUGACAAUGAUCUCUUUGAAGUCGGGGACACCGUGACUUCUUAUGUUGUUAAUGCAGGUGUUGAUAUCGAUGGUGGAACAGGGGAUGACCGUGCUGUGGUUGUGGGCACUGAAGCAGCUGACACGUAUGUGAUCACUGAUGGCGAAAUCUUUGGAGGUGGGCUCUCGAUCAAAUUUUCAAACAUCGAGCUGCUGGAUGUUACAGGCCAGGAAGGGGAUGAUAUCUUCCAGAUUCUGUCCACGAACCCCAAUGUGAUCACCAGUGUCUAUGGUUCCCUUGGGAGUGACACAUUCCUGGUCGCCCCCAGGGAAGUCCUGCCUGUCAUUUCGAAGAACACCAAGGGACACAGUGGAGUGCUUGAACACGAGAUUGCAAGUGGUGAUGAGGGAUACAAUGGACUCCUUGUUGAGGGUAUCGCUGUGAAUGUCAUGGAUAACGAUGAUUUUGGCUAUAUUCACGUCAUUGAGACAUCCGCAUCCUAUGUUCUUUUUGAGGUGUCAGAGACAGAAGAUGUCAAUGGGGAAGGGCUCAGUUUCGACUUCUACUUGUAUCCAACAAUUCGUCCGGAUGCCAAAGUUGUUGUUGAUGUUCAAUCCCAAUUCUCCUUAAACUUGGAGCCAUACGUCAUUCUUACCGAUAUCUCAGAUGGUUCUGGAACACCUGAUGUUGAUGGUGUCCUUGAACUCACUUGGAUUGCUGGAAAUAUGGCACCUAAGAGGAUUCGUGCUCAGCACAACUACAGAGCUGAGCCUCUCGAAAUCACAGAUUAUAAUGGUCUCAUUGCUGUUGACCUGAUUGUUCAACGGACGGAUGAUGCUCGAUUCUCAGACACAAACCAAACCAUUCAACCCAUUUUCAACAAGCUCAUCCCCAGGAAGACACCAGUCGCCGGUAGAACUGACAUUGCCCAGUCUGUCACUAUUAUUGAACCCACUGGGGAAACGGUGGUGGCAGAGGGGGGAACGAAUGGGUUUGAAGCUGCAUACGAUGUCUAUCUGAGACCCUGCACUGCUUCCAUGAAGACUAAUACCAAAGUCGAGGUGUCAGAAACUGUCUUGGAUCAAGUAAUGGUGUCACCGUCCACCAUUGUUGGUAACGACUGGGGUGCUGACUGCAAGGUAACAGUGUCGGUUGCUGCAAAAGAAGAUGAGCUUGAGGAAGGUCUUCACUUUGUUACACUUGCACAUAAAGUUACUACUCCCGCAGGAGAAGGGAUUCUCCUCAGUGAUGGGGAACCUUUGGUUGCCUCAAAUGUGCUGGUAAAGAUUCAAGAUGAUGAUAUCGCUGGAGUUAUCCUAGAGCAAUCCAAUGGUGCGACAAGCACAGCUGAGAUUGACGAUGUUGACAAGCUCUUGGUAGAAACGAGUGGAAGUGAUUUCAGCUUCUACUUUGAGGACUCAUACAGAAUCCGACUUUCUAAGGCCCCAAAUGAUACGGUCACAAUUCAGAUCUACGGAGUGGAGACGGCCAGUGACGAUGCAAAUCAGCUUGGUGGGCUUGUUGAUAACUCAGAAAUUAUUCUCAGGACAACUCCCCGCAUCCAGGCUUAUGUCCGGACCACCACUGCUGGCACCCCCGCAAGCAGUGUAGCCCUGGAGUUCACAUCAUUGAACUGGAACCUUUGGCAAACAGUUUAUGUAUCCGCUGUCAAUGAUGGCAUCACAGAAGGGGUGGAUCUGUUGAACUUCCCAUCCCAACCAUCGUUCCUUUCCUACAUCCAGGGCCCUCUCGUGUUGGCUGGGUCUGAUUCACCAGAUGUCCCACCCAUUGAACCCCCAUUGAUGCUUCCAGGAGAAACUGAUGUGGACAAGUUUGAGAUUCCAGAUGGGUAUGAAGCGGAUCUUUCCAGCUUUGAUGCUAUUGAAGCUGAUUCAGUCAACCACCUCAUUAUCCAAAAUCUGGACGUCAGGGGAUCUUUGAAAUCCAUUGGGACCUUGACGCAUGACCAGUUCUUUGGCAUGAACAUGGGGCAAAACCUUGUGAUCUCUGGCAAUGCUCAAAGGGAUGGAAUUGUCUAUCGUGACAUGAACCUUGUUGAACUUUUCCUGGGCAAUGGUGCUGAUGACAUUACCAUUGAGAGCACAGCUGAGGCCUUGUAUUUACUCCAUACCGGUGCCGAUGAUGAUGAUGUCCAUGUGAAGAACAUAUCUGGGCCUGUUCUUAUCCAGGGAGCGGAAGGCGCUGACAAAGUUAGGAUUUCUUCGGACUCACACAAGAUUGAUGAUAUUCUUGCUUUGCUGGCGUUUGAUGGAGGAUCCAGCGAUCAAGAUGCUGACCGGCUUGCUGUGGACCAUUCUGGUGAUGACAUCGGUUCUGACCCUGUCCUCAAUAUCACUAGGAACCUUGUGGAGCUGGCCAGCAUGAGCGUGUCAGAUGAAACCAAUGCACCCCGAGACUCCUUUCUGAUCAGCUUGUGGGGUGCCACAGGUGGCUCAUACGAGCUUGUCUUGUCAGAUCCGCUUCAAGCAUCCAACGAACCCAAGACAAUUGUGGUUCCGUUGGCUACUACUGCUUCGGAGCUAGAGGAUCUUAUCCAAGACACCAUUUUCCCAUCAGGUAGUGAGAAGGCAUGUGGCAAGAUUGGAACAACCAUUUGCUCACAGUCUGUCAAGGUGUAUGAGCUUGGCAGUGGCUUUCUGAUUACAUUUGUGGGCGAGCGACUGAAUCGGGGUGUCUCUCUUGACUUUUCACCAGGCACACUCGAGAGCUUUCAGUCAGAGAUUUUCCUCAAUGCUACCAAUGACAUUUUGGAUCAGGCAUCAGACAUUGUCUAUGGAAACGUUGAGCUGCUGGAUAUAGCACUGGGGACCAAAGAGACUGUUCUGAACAUUCGUGGUACAUCAGCAAAGACAGAAAUUGUCACACAAAACAGUGAUGACUACGUUUUCGUGUCUUCCGAUUCAAACGAGACCCCAGAAACAGCACAAGUGACUGAUUUCUUGCAUGGAUGGCUUGACUAUGUCACCAGAGACCUGACCAUCGUUGUGAACGAAGGAAGGCAUCGGCUCAUGAUUUCCGAUGAAAGCAGCUCACUGCCCAUGGCUUCCGUGGAUGCCCCCGCAGGUCUGACUGGUUCUUCGCUCAAAGGAAUUAAAGAGGGCCUUGGUGAUAUCUACUUUUCUGCGGAUGGAGGGCAUUGGUCAGCAGGUGUAAACUUGUGGCUUGGAAAAAAUGAUGACUACUUGAGUGUCACAUCCAUCCCAGCAAACGCGGAAGGAACAGACCUUAGAACAGCCACGUCCAUUCAUGCUGGAGCCGGUUCUGACAAGAUUACUGUAGCCCUGGAUGAAAGCCAACUCUAUGGGGCUGUAUUUGUUGCCAAUGGCCAGGCUGGCAAUGACAUCAUUGAUGGUUCUGCGUCUUCCCUCCCGCUGAUCCUCUUUGGCGAUGAUGGACUGGACGAAAUAAAAGGUGGAUCUGGUUCAGAUAUCGUUUUUGGUGACUAUGGCGUAGUGGAGUGGAUUGAUUCUAAUUCCACCGUGGUUGCAUCAGCUGGGAAGGGCGGUUAUGGUGACUUCACAGAUGGUGUUGUGAGACAUGUGAGCAGAGUUCUUUCAACAGGAGCUGAUCAGGGUGAUUCCGAUAUUCUUAUCCUAAAUGGAGGGAAUGACAUUGGCAUCGGUGGAUUCAAAAAUGAUUCAGUGCACGGUGGUGAUGGAAUGGACAUCAUUCUAGGUGACUCAGGCAGAAUCGAGUUUUAUCACGACUCACUCUCUCCCAAGCUGAUCCUGCCACUUGAUUGUGAAUAUGGAGGGCCGGAUACACUUUAUGGUGGCAAUGGAGAGGUUGAUUACAUCAUUGGAGGAGGCUUCAGUGAUGUGAUCUAUGGUGGUACUGAUGUCCUUGAUGCUGCAGAUGGAAGUGACCUUGUUUUUGGAGAUCACGCAGAAAUCAUGCUCGAAGAAGAGCCAGCCUACAAGCUUAUCCGGGCAGAAAUUACUCUCCCUGAAUGCACUGGAGGAGAUGACUCCAUCUACCUUGGUGCUGGGGAUGACAUUGCCUUUGGAGGUGCAGGGAAUGAUUACAUUGAAGGCAAUGCAGGGCAAGACAUCAUUUUUGGUGACUUUGGAAUCUAUGAUGCCACAAUUAGCUACCCUGAGUACACAUCACUGAUUGACCAUGCAGAGUUUGCUGGGAAUGAUACUAUACAUGGUGGUGACCAUGAUGACAUCUUGUUUGGACAGGAGGGGUCUGAUACCAUUUUUGGUGAUGGAGGCAAUGAUGAUAUCACAGGAGGUCACGAUGUCCUCUUUGGCGAAGAUGCUGGUGAUAAUUUGCAUGGAGGAAGUGAGAGUGACAGGCUCAUUGGAGAUAAUGGCAGGAUUCUUCGUACUGGCACUAGGAUUGCCGCUAGUACCUUCCCUUGGCUACACAACUUCGUUUGGGAAACUUUCCCUUCGCCUUUUGAUACUGAUGUCAUCCGAGAAGUCAGACUGUUUGAUGAUGUAGACAAAAUUCAGGGAGAUGACAAGAUGUGGGGUGAUGCUGGGAAUGAUAUUCUCUGGGGCCAACGGGGCAACGAUGAACUAAACGGCGGAGAGGGCGAGGACGAAUUGAUUGGAGGACUCCAUGCAGACAUCCUUCGAGGAGAUGCUGGCAAUGACAUUUUGAUUGGUGAUGUUGGGCAUGUUAUCAGAAGAUUUGACGAGUCCGGAGCCCCUCGCCUCAACUCAGACUCAAGUGGUACAUCUUCUGAGUUUGUGUGGCACAAGGACAUUGUUCUCGAAGAAAUUGGCAAUAUUGUUUCCUCGCAUCUCAUUUCGAAGAAGGUCGACACUGAUAUCCUACAAGCAGAAGACACAGUAGCAGCUUCCAUGCUGCUUGUUGCCAAUGCAUACAGCGACGGAAACAAGGUCAAUGAUGCAAGCAGAGGUGGUUGGCCAACUGAGUUGAUUCUAUUUAACUUGGAGCCAGGGUAUGAUGAUGUCCUGGAAGGUGGAGCAGGUGAUGACGUUGUCAUUGGGCAGCGUGGGGACGAUACUAUCAAGGGUGGCACAGGAAAUGACCUUUUGAUUGGUGAUUCAGGCAGCAAUAAAAUUGGGUACAACAUGGAUCUUCCCAAGAUCUAUGAGAUCUAUCGCUCCCUCACAGCCCCUGAGCAAUUUGAGGUUCCAGAGUUUGGAGCUGUAUUUUCGGUUGAUAUGAAACUCUACCCAGACCAAUACCGUGAGGUAGACAGCCUAGGCAGCUUUGUUGACGGUGCUGUUAACAUUGAUGACCUCCAGGUGGAUGCCAACCUUCUUCAUGACAUCCUUGGCGUCUCAGCUUUGAGCAAGGCCGAUCCGUCGGAGUGCGUGCAGCCGAUGUUUGCUGCCAUGCCCGGAUUCCUGGAGUCCACUCAGCACUACCACGGGAAUGAUUCCAUUGACAGUGGAAGCGGGCAGAGCAUUGUGGUCGGAGAUGACAUACGAGGAUUCAUUGGUCUUGAUUUUGAACAGUUUUCAGACAUUGAUCUUGUCCGAAAGAGGACAGAUGAGUUAGUUGCUUCCCUUGGCACCCGUCUCAGUGUUAUGGAGUUUGAUGCUGAAAGAUCAGGCCUGAUAAACGGUGCAGAUUACAGCAUUGCAGUCGGAUGCGAUAGCAUCACCACAGAUGCUACAGGCCAGACUUUUGCAACGGGAGACUCGCUGAAUCUCAUCGGCCGAACCUAUUUGGCAGAAAGCGUUGAUUCAGCGUCACUGGCCUCUAUUGCUGAACAGGUACUGGACAGGCUUCAUGACAUUGAACUUGUUCUGGUGGAUUUGCAUCUCGCUUUGUAUGAGCUGCACCAUGAUCUGUUGGUGCGCUCCCCGCAACCCUCACCAACUUUGCCCCAAGAGGCUUUGCACAACUUGACGUUGGCAAGUGACAGUAUUUCAUCGUUUGGCACGGACGUUGUCGUGGGGGACUCGGUCACCUACUUUGUGCAAGCUGAUCGCCCCGGCACUGAUGGAUUCGCUUUUGGAGAGCUCAAGAGUGACCAGGCCAUCGAGAGUGCCUUGUCUGCCAUCCGAAACAACAGGGAGGCAGCCCUCGAUGCGCACGAGACAACUGAUUUGACCCCAACAACACCACUGGGCAACUCAGCGUUGAAUAGUUUGCCAUUCGAUGACAUCCCAUUCUUACUUUACUGUGGAGUCGACAAGAUCUUCUUGAAUACUGGCACAAACCUGGGUAUUGGUGACUUUGCCUUGAUUGGACACGUGGUGACGACACAGGAUAGCACUACCGCUGACCUGUCUGCGUACACCGAUUCUGUGGAAGACUUGCGGAAGCGACCCGUAGUUUCCAUUCAAGUCCGUCUUGACGUGUUCGGAUACGACAUUGAGUUCUAUGCAGAAAGGUACAACUCCGCUAUUGCCAAGGAUGUCAAACCUGUCCUGCACGGAGAUUUCUUCUUUGGCGACAGCGCCACAAAUGUUGCCUUGGGAGAAUAUUGGACAAGCUUUGGGUACGACCAGCCCAGUGGGACUUUUGUCCACGAAGACCGAGCCGAUGCCUUUGGACAAUGGGAUAAUGCACGUUGGAACAAGAUUGCAGGGGAUACGUUUGACAUGAUUGAUGGUACAAAGGUGGACACCCAAAAGGGACAGGACGAGGUAAUCGGAAAUCUAAAUACCAAUGACAAGCUGGAGGCGGAGAUGCUGUUCUUCACUCAAGGUUUGCUUCAAGGUCAUGUCCUGUUGUCCCAGUUUGCCACUGAUCUUUUCAAUGGUGUCAUCCCCGACAACAAACUGACAAUGGUCAAGAGCAAGCAGUGUGCUGACAUGAAUAUGGCAAGCUACAUUCCUCCCUUUGUCUAUGAUCCUGGUUCCUCUACCACCACUUCAGGCCCAUCCGUUUCUCUGGCAUCGCAAACAUCAACCGCCACCCUUGAGUUUGGAGCUGUUCCUACUGUUCCUACUGCUGCGUCACCCUCCAACAACGCCCCGACUUCGGCUCCGACUUCUGCCACCACAUCCGCUCCGACUUCGGCUCCGACUUCACCACCCGUAAAUUCCUCCCCGGGCAAUGCCAAUGGAAACGGUAAUGGCAAUGGAAGCGCUAAUGGAAAAGGAAAGAACAAGAGGGCACGUCUACGAAGAAGGGAAUAG